AUGGCUGCCGCGGCUGCCGCGCGAGGCCGGCAGUCCCGAGCGAACCGCAUGCUGGGCCGUGCAGUGCGGUUGCUGCAACGCCUGGAAGAACAAUGCGGGGAUCCCAGGCUCUCCUUGAGUCCCCCUUCUCUGAGGGACCUGCUGCCCCGCAUGGUGCAGCUGCUCCAGGAUGUGGCUCACACCUGGCGGACGGCCGGAGGCGGCCCCGAGGGUUCCGGUGGUGCCUGGGACUUUCUAGUUAUCUACCUAGCCAACCUGGAGGCCAAGGGCAGGCAGGUAGGGGCAUUGCUGCCACCCCGGGAGCGAAAGAUGGCCAACGACGAGCUCUUCCGGCCAGGCUCCAGCCUCAGGCGACAGUUGGCCAAGCUGGCCCUGAUCUUCAGCCACAUGCACGCCGAGUUGAGCGCCCUCUUUCCCGCUGGCAACUACUGUGGACACACGUACCAGCUCACCAAAGCCCCAGCCCACACCUUCUGGAGGGAGCACUGUGGAGCACGGUGUGUGCUGCCCUGGGCCGAGUUUGAGUCUCUCUUGCGCACCUGCCACCCUGUGGAGUCAGGCCCCACAGCCCUGGCCUUACGCUCCACCAUGGACCUCACCUGCAGUGGCCACGUGUCCAUCUUUGAGUUUGACAUCUUCACCAGGCUCUUCCAGCCGUGGCCAACACUCCUCAAGAACUGGCAGCUCCUGGCAGUCAACCACCCAGGCUACAUGGCCUUCCUCACGUACGAUGAGGUCCAAGCACGACUGCAGGCCUACAGGGACAAGCCAGGCAGCUACAUCUUCAGGCCCAGCUGCACUCGCCUGGGGCAGUGGGCCAUUGGGUAUGUGAACUCCCAAGGCAACAUCCUGCAGACCAUUCCUCCCAACAAACCCCUGUUCCAGGUGCUCCUAGAAGGACAAAAGGAAGGAUUCUACCUCUACCCAGAUGGGAGGUACCACAACCCCGACCUGAGUGAACUCUGCCAGACGGAACCCCAUCAGCAUAUCCAAGUGUCAGAGGAGCAGCUGCUGCUGUACUGGGCCAUGGACUCCACCUUCGAGCUCUGCAAAAUCUGUGCAGAGAGUAACAAGGAUGUGAAGAUCGAGCCCUGUGGGCACCUGCUCUGUAGCCGCUGCCUGGCCGCCUGGCAGCACUCCUACAACCAGACCUGCCCCUUCUGCCGCUGUGAGAUCAAAGGCCGAGAGACUGUGAGCAUCCACCAAUUCCCAGGGAACUCAGUGGAAUCCAGUGCCACCGCUGACGACCUGGGGGACAGCAGUGGCCAGGAGGAGGGAGAGGUGGAUCUGGGGCAGGUCAGCCCCACAGCACCUCCUCUCCCGCCUCGGCUAGAUGUGUCCCCUGGGAAAACCAGAAAUAAAUGCCAGUUGAAGGUGACACCACCUAUGGUCCUCCCCAGACUUCGGGCCCCAUUUGCCUUGCCAAAAUUUAAGACUGUGGCCACAGCCUCGUGGGUAAUCACCUCCAGCCCCCAGGCCCAGGAGGGAGCCACAGGAAACUCCUAAAGGGAAACCACCCCCAGCUCCCCUGGAGGCCCAACGGUGGCUGCCAGCCCGGAGGCCAGCCACUGAGAUUUGCUGCUCAAGG
This is a messenger RNA of Condylura cristata (star-nosed mole), 1588 nucleotides long. It is a transcript of the gene CBLC, whose product is annotated as Cbl proto-oncogene C, E3 ubiquitin protein ligase. The record is from RefSeq and is a predicted model, not a curated record. The transcript has 12 exons. The coding region runs from base 1 to 1506 and encodes 501 amino acids. Gene Ontology annotation, cellular component: membrane raft; plasma membrane. Lineage: Eukaryota; Metazoa; Chordata; Mammalia; Eulipotyphla; Talpidae. Gene Ontology annotation, biological process: cell surface receptor signaling pathway; negative regulation of epidermal growth factor-activated receptor activity. Gene Ontology annotation, molecular function: SH3 domain binding; ubiquitin protein ligase activity; calcium ion binding.